AUGAAUGACCUAAGAGACUUUGGUGAAUUAUGUCCCCGGCAACCUAGCAGGACAGAGGAAGGCAUCAUUCCCCAGAAGUACACCGUCAUCAUUGCUGCACUGGAUCAUGUACCGGACAAGUUAGAAAGCCCCAUGAAGUUGCUGUCUUCUGGGAAAUUUGAAUUUCCCAUCGGACAGAAGACCAAACCAUGGCGCCCUCCAAAGCAGCCCUCCACCCCGGGCCACUAUGGGCUCCCAGGCGCAAUACCAGCACCUGACCCUACAUACGACCGGGUGGCCGGUGCAGGAGAUGGCGGGAAGGACCAAUUGCCAGCCAAUGGGAGCAGCAGGCAAAAGAGGGACCCUACGGGGGUUGGAGCUGGGCUCCGGAACCUGGGGAACACGUGCUACAUCAAUGCCGCCCUGCAGUGCCUGACACACACCCCGCCCCUGGCCCGCUACCUGUGGUCCGGGAGGCACUCCGAGACCUGUCCGAAGCCGACGUCCUGUGUCCUGUGUGCCAUGCAAGCUCACGUGACUCGGGCCCUCCUGCAUCCUGGAGACGUGAUCGAGCCCCCCAAGGAGCUGUUUGGCGGCUUCCACAGACAGCAGCAGGAAGAUGCCCACGAGUAUCUCAUGGUCACCAUGGACGCCAUGCAGCAAGCCUGUCGGCGUGAGCCGGAGCAGCUGGCCAGGCCCCCCGCGGACGCCACCCUGGUCCAUCAGAUAUUCGGAGGCUACUGGAGGUCUCAGGUCAAGUGUCUCUGCUGCCAGGGCAUGUCUGACACCCUGGACCCGUACCUGGACGUUGCCCUGGAAAUCCAGGGGGCUGAGACUGUGGCUCAAGCCUUGGAACUGCUGGUGACACCUGAAAAGCUGGACGGCGACAAUUCCUACGAGUGCAGCGUUUGCCUCAAGAAGGUGCCUGCUAGCAAGACCUUGACUUUGCACACUGCCUCUAAGGUCCUUAUCCUGGCGUUGAAACGUUUCUCGGCGUUCACAGGCAGCAAAAUGGAGAAGGUCGUGCACUAUGCUGAGCGCCUCAAUGUGCAACGGUACCUGUCUCAGCAGAACCCAGGGCCCCUGGUGUGCGAGCUGUGUGCUGUGCUGGUCCACGCCGGACGGGACUGCCACAGCGGGCAUUACUUCUGUCACGUGAAAGCUGCAGACGGCCAGUGGUUCAAAACGAAUGACUCUGAGGUGACUGCCUGUGCCACUUCUACUGCCCUGCGCCAACCUGCCUACCUCCUCUUUUACGUCCAGGAGAACGAACUGGAAGGAGGCCACGAGAGUGUGUCUGUAAGCGGUAAACCGAGGUGCGCAGAUGGAGCAAAAGACCUGGAACCCAUCCAGCAGGCCACUGAGAGUCACUCCAGUGUCACAGGUCCUGGGUCACAAUGUCCUGUGCCAGAGACUUCGGUCCAAUUCACCUCGUUAGAGGAGUGGAGGCAGUUCCAGGAGCUAUCCCGACCCAAGGCAGAGCACAACCUCAGGAAAGUGGAAUGGGCCGUGCCAGCCAACUGGGUCAUGAUUCACCCACCCAGAUACAGGGCUGGCAUGACCAAGCAUCUGCCUGGACAGGAAAACUACCUGCUCGACAGUGCAGCUGAGGGGAAGGCCAGGGCGAACAGGAGGAAGAAGGGGACCCGUUCUGGGCAUGUGUUCCAGUGGUCACCGCGGCCUUAUGGAUGCAGGUGUGUGUCUGAGGGCUUUGGACUGAUGACCUGCUCUGAGGACUGUCCCAUGAGCACUGUGUGA
This is a messenger RNA of Phyllostomus hastatus (greater spear-nosed bat), 1737 nucleotides long. Its product is annotated as ubiquitin carboxyl-terminal hydrolase 17-like protein 6. Gene Ontology annotation, molecular function: cysteine-type endopeptidase activity; cysteine-type deubiquitinase activity. Gene Ontology annotation, cellular component: cytosol; nucleus. The record is from RefSeq and is a predicted model, not a curated record. NCBI's taxonomy places the organism in Eukaryota, Metazoa, Chordata, Mammalia, Chiroptera, Phyllostomidae. Gene Ontology annotation, biological process: protein deubiquitination; regulation of apoptotic process.